Molecule: messenger RNA, 1683 nt
Organism: Bipolaris victoriae FI3
Lineage: Eukaryota; Fungi; Ascomycota; Dothideomycetes; Pleosporales; Pleosporaceae
Exons: 1
Coding region: 1-1683 (560 amino acids)
Source: RefSeq, a predicted model, not a curated record
AUGCCUGGUCAUCCUUCCCGCCUCGCAAUACUUCAACCUAAACCCCUGCUUCAGGGUACACCGGAAUACGAGAAGAAGCGUACCGCCCUUCUUGAGGCCUUCGCGGAAAAAGUGCCUCCAGAACUGCGGCUAUCAUCAGAUUUCUUCUCAAACCCGCCAAGGGAUGUUUCUGGUGUACCUGCAAAGUGUGGUAUCUUGACUCCUGCCGAGAUCGAUAUCACGGAAAAGUACGAUGCGGUAGGCCUUGCGGAAGCUAUCGCUGCCCGUAAUUUGACAGCUGUUCAAGUAGCCACUGCCUACUCUAAACGAGCCAUAAUUGCGCAUCAAUUAACGUGCUGCUUGACACAAUGGUUCAUGGACGACGCAAUUAAGAGAGCUCAGGAGCUCGACGAUUAUCUGGAGAAGCACGGAAGGACAGUUGGACCUUUACAUGGGGUACCAAUUAGCAUCAAGGAGCAUAUACCCAUUGCUGCGACUUACUCCUCCAGUGGAUCAAUGGCAAGCACGCAGUUCAAUGAACAGGAUUGCGUCAUGGUAUCCAUAUUGCGAAGUAUGGGCGCGGUAUUUUACUGCAAGACAAACCAGCCACAGGGAAUCAUGCAUUUAGAAACUACAUCACAUUACGGUCGUACUAUAAAUCCAUUCAACACUGAUCUCAGCGCUGGAGGUUCAUCAGGUGGUGAGGCAGCACUAGUGGCCAUGAAAGGAUCAGUUCUUGGUGUGGGCACAGACAUUGGCGGUAGCAUCAGAGGCCCUGCGGCGUUCUGCGGUGUCUAUGGAUACAAGACUACGUCGUAUGUACUUCCAGCAAAGGAUUAUGUUGCGUUACCAUUCUCCGCCGAACUCAACAUCCUAGCCAGCACUGGCCCGUUCAGUCGAAGCCUACGGGACAUAGACCUGUUCAUGAACACCGUCAUUGGCCAGAAGCCGUGGCUUCAAGAUCAAAAGCUAGUUCCUUUGCCAUGGACGGGCUUGCAAACUCCAACCAGAAAGCCAUUACGAAUAGGUAUCAUCGAGAACGACGGCUUCAUCGAGCCCCAGCCUCCUGUCAAGCGCGCUAUAGCAUGGGCUAGAUCACGACUGUCCGAUCCAAAACACUCUGGUAUCUUUGACAUCAAAGACUUCAAACCUUACAACGCAGUAGAAGCAUGGAAAAUGAUCCGACGCAUGUACUGGCCUGGAGCUGGAAUAAAAGAAACAGAGGCCUACGAAGCAUCAGGCGAACCUAUUCUCGAGUUAACAGAAUGGGGCUGGAAGGACGCCAAACCACAUGGCAUGCUCGAUGCCUCUCAAGUCACCGAUCUUCGCGCCGAGCGUGACAAGUUCCGCUACGCAUUUGCCGACAGCUGGAACAAACAGGAAGUCGAUAUCGUUAUCGGACCUGCGUUUGUAGGCCCAGCUUGUGCGCACGACUCGGCCUUCUACUGGACGUAUACUAGUCUCUACAAUUUUGUGGAUUAUCCAGGUGUUGUUGUGCCGACGCCGAUAAAGGCUGAGGCAAAGGAGGAAUAUGCCCCGGAUUAUAAGCCGUUGAGUGAGGAGUGCAAGCAUGUCAAGGAACUUUGGGAGCAGUCGAAUUUUGAGGGGGCGCCGAUUACGCUGCAGGUUAAUGCGAGGAGGUAUCAUGAUAGUGACUUGUUUGGCGCGUUGGCGGUGUUGAAGGAUGCACUUGAGCUUCCAUGA